Messenger RNA from Elaeis guineensis (African oil palm), 2230 nucleotides. Its product is annotated as acetylornithine aminotransferase, mitochondrial. Lineage: Eukaryota; Viridiplantae; Streptophyta; Magnoliopsida; Arecales; Arecaceae. Gene Ontology annotation, biological process: arginine metabolic process. The record is from RefSeq and is a predicted model, not a curated record. Gene Ontology annotation, cellular component: chloroplast stroma. Gene Ontology annotation, molecular function: identical protein binding; pyridoxal phosphate binding; transaminase activity.
UGAUCGUGCUUUGAAAUUAUGGCUCUCUCUUUAAAAAACUUUAUUUUUUACCAGCAAAUGGGGGUAUGCGGUCCUACCCUAUCGACCUCUGAACUGGAAGCAAGCCUUCGCGGAAAACCCUCAUCUUUUUGAAACCUCAAAACCCUAAAUUCCAUCCUUUUUCUCGUUCAUUAUUUUAUUCCUCGAAUGAAGUUUUCAGGUCUUUCAUCAUUGGCCCAUAUAAUCUGGGAAUCGCUUCUUCUUAUUCGGUUCCUAUUCUUAGGGCAUCCGGUCUCGAAUUUAUGCUCUUCUUGAUUGAUUUCAAUUUCUUUCUCAAGGACGCGGAUCGUUUAUAAAACCUUCUUUCCUUCGGACGUUCAUUGGUGAGGAAAAACUGAGGAUUUCAUUAGAGAAAUAUAGCUUGGAGGGGGGAAGUUUGAUUUUUUUUGGUAGCAAUUUCUUAGUUCUUAGCUAAUUCCCGGUUUUGCAUCAAUUCAAUCGAGUAUUGUGUGGGACAAAGAUGAACUCUCUCCAACUCCAAUCCGUUCAGGUCUCUCCCAUUUCCUCCACGACCGACCUCCCUCGCCUUUUUAGGCUCCAGAGAGUGAGAAGAGUUUCAUCAGCUGGACCCCGUAUUCCGCGCAUUUCCUCAUGUCUCGCUUCGGAAACAAAGCGGAAGGCAGAUCCUUCAAGCUUUGGGAAGCCAGUAUCCAAGGAGACCAAAGAGGUUAUGGAUACAGAAGCGAGCGUCUUUGUGCAGACAUAUGCUCGAGCACCUUUGGUGUUGAAGAGCGGCAGAGGAUGCAAGCUCUAUGACGUUGAUGGAAGAGAGUAUUUGGACAUGACGGCUGGGAUCGCGGUGAAUUCGCUCGGGCAUGGCGACCCGGACUGGUUGAAGGCGGUGGUCGAGCAGGCCAAUACUCUUACUCAUGUCAGCAAUGUCUUCUACUCAGUCCCUCAGGUGACACUUGGAAAGCGCCUGGUGGACUGCUCCUUUGCAGACCGUGUUUUCUUUACAAACUCUGGGACAGAAGCAAAUGAAGCAGCUAUAAAAUUUGCUAGGAAAUUUCAGAGAUAUUCACAUGCUGAUGAGAAGCAUCCUGCUACAGAGUUUAUUGCUUUUACUAACUGUUUUCAUGGAAGGACGAUGGGUGCACUUGCCCUUACUAGUAAAGAACACUAUAGGCUACCUUUUGAACCUCUUAUGCCUGGAGUCACAUUCAUAGAAUAUGGGAAUAUUGAAGAAUUCAUGAAAACAAUAAAAUCUGGCAAAACAGCAGCAGUUUUUGUGGAGCCUAUUCAGGGUGAAGGUGGGAUAUACAGCACUACCAAGGAGUUUUUGCAGACGCUGCGCACAGCCUGUGAUGAUGCGGGAGCUCUAUUGGUUUUUGAUGAGGUCCAGUGUGGGUUAGGCCGAACAGGUCACCUCUGGGCCCACGAGGCAUUUGGUGUGACCCCUGAUAUAAUGACCCUUGCUAAACCCCUUGCUGGUGGUCUACCAAUUGGUGCCGUCUUGAUCACUGAAAGGGUUGCAGCUGCCAUAAGCUCUGGGGACCAUGGAAGCACAUUUGCUGGUGGACCUCUUGUAUGUCAUGCUGCCCUAGCAGUGCUGGAUAAAAUCCGAGAGCCCAGUUUCUUGGCCAGUGUAACCAAGAAAGGCAUCUACUUCAAGGAACUAUUGAUUCAGAAACUGGGAGACAGCCCCCAUGUGAAACAAGUGCGUGGGUUUGGGCUUAUUGUUGGGAUUGAGCUUGAUGUGCAAGGUUCUCCGCUUGUCGAUGCAUGUAGGGAUGCUGGCCUUCUGGUUUUGACAGCUGGGAAAGGAAAUGUCAUAAGGCUGGUGCCUCCAUUGAUCAUAUCUGAGAAGGAGCUGGAGCACGCAGCUGAAGUUUUAAGGGAAUGUUUUUCUGUACUUGAUGCUAAUACAUCAAAUUAAGGGACGGAGCCGGCAGGCUUGUAAAAGUCCUGUAUUUUUAUUUUGGUUUUAUUACAUCUAGGGAGGGUAUGUGCAGUGCAUGCGGUGGAAGCUGAAAACUUAACCGAGCGACCGUAUCGAUCCUAUGCAACCUAGUUGAUGAUAUGGUUAUGGUUAUGCAAAUAAAGUAACAUCCUAGUAUGUUAAUUCUACAGCUGAAUAUUCAGCAAACUGAUUACUGGUACCUAACAUUUGGGGUUGAUAAUGAUGUCGUGAUUUAUAUGUGCUAGUGGUCUUGAUGUAAUAUAAUGCUGUCACGAUCCUCUGUGUUCUGCA